This is a messenger RNA of Pseudogymnoascus verrucosus, 2808 nucleotides long. RefSeq lists its product as uncharacterized. The record is from RefSeq and is a predicted model, not a curated record. The transcript is spliced from 2 exons. NCBI's taxonomy places the organism in Eukaryota, Fungi, Ascomycota, Leotiomycetes, Thelebolales, Thelebolaceae. The coding region runs from base 24 to 2585 and encodes 853 amino acids.
AACAUACAUUCUAAUGAAAUACGAUGGAAUCGCGUCGGGUCAUUGCCGACUCAGACGAUGAUUGCUCGUCAAUAAGUGCCGAGAGUUCCCCUCAAAAAGACAGGCCAGUCGCCCCAGUCGCCAUCCCCAAUGGCACUAUAACAGAAGCCACCCCACCAUCAGUUUUGGAGCCAGCGCUACGGCUAGGAACAGGCUCGACAGAUUCUGUACUCUUUGAACGAAUCCGCAGUGAUUAUUGCGGUGCUCUUGACAUCACAUCUACAAACGAGUCGGCACCACAACUCUCCCCACGUCCGCCAGGGCUGGACGAACGGAUCAUAAACCAGAGAAUGUCUUCUUCAAUAUCCCAAGAAAGCGUCAAAAAACUCAAACGGAGCAAUACGAUGCAUGGCUCAUCGUUUACCUCUAUUUCGGAGCCGACUACCUCCAAUAAGAAGGCAAAGCGCUCGAAAAGUAUGAAGGCAUGGGAAGGGACGACACAGGUUACAAGCCCCGACCAAUCCAAAGAGCUUCGACAUGAGAACAGAGGCGGAGAAGAAAGAGAAAGAGAUGAGUGGGACUUCCCAGGCAGCAGUGCUCCGGGUACUUCAGCUGCAAUUCUGAGGAAUACGCGGCUUGAGAAAACAAUGGCUGAAAGAACAGACGAGUUGGAGCUCCUGGGGAGCAUUCCCUCCGCUAGGCCCUCGGAAAUAAAUGAUAUGGGCACAGAGUCCGGGGGUAGUGGGUUAAUAACUUAUGGAAAGUCGAGGAGGACGAAGACAAUGGGCGACCAAGUGCCGAGUUCGUCGCCAUACGUGGAGCCACGACGAAGAACAAAGGAUGACAGCGAAACGGUCAUCGAAAACAAAAAGAGGAAAACUAGGCAAGGGGUUGAAGGAGAACUAUUUCCCAUGCUACCAAAACCUAAGCGGAAUAAACGAGCCCAGCCUGCCAACGACGAGUCUCUCUACAAUGCGAGCGUCGCCGUAGUUGAGGAGCCACAGCUUCCACGGCUUAGCGCCUUGCCAACGUCCUUAUCACAAUAUGUUUCAAAUGAAGUCGGCAUCAGUGAAGGCUCCACCGAGCAAGUCUCAAUCGUGAAAGCAACAAAUUUCGACAAGGUGGGUUCAGAUCUCAUGGCACACAAAACGCCAACAGAAACUGUUCCAAACAGCCCUCGGGAUACUUCACAGGAUGUCUUUAUCAUCCCAGACAAUAAUCCUGGACAUGAGUCUUCCGAGUUACCUUCAUUUGAUAGAGGACUUACCACGAUGGUUAUGGCAAAUAUGUUAACAAGCAGCCAAAAUAAGGAGUACAUGCACUAUGGUGCGGCCUCAAGCGAUAACAAUCACAUCUACUCAUUGCCGGAUAUGAUGGAACCAGCCAGAGCAUUAAAACUCACAGAUGCAUCCAGCACCGUUCCAAACGAUACUCCUCGUCCAGACCGUUCGGCCGUUUCUUCCGCUAUAGACUCAACAGGAGUAACCUUUCCACUUUCAUCAUCUCCUGUCGUCAAUUCGGGUCGAAAGGUCAAGAGGUCAAAGACUGGGCUUUCAUCCUCGGCAAGUAAGCCGAAUCAGCAGAAACUAUCUCGUCACAAGUCUAUGGGCUAUUCCGAUAGGGAAGUUUCUGUCGAUGAACUCGCGCUUUCGCAGCCGCGACACCAAAUUUCGCCCAUUCGUGCCGCUCAUACCGUGUCGAUUGAGUCUCUGAAUGACCAGGAAAUUAAAACUGUUGACAUUACGACCUCCGUCAAUCCGCCCUCAAAGCAGAAAGCGAACGAUGCAGAUCUUCAAAGCUCGCAGGAUUUUGGCCAGGUAACGGAAAUGUACCAACCGCGUCUCAGUGCCAGGAGAUCGAAGACCUUGAGCGCCAAAGCAGACAUUAUUGCAAAUGAAGAGUUUGCCAAGGGGCUGCCUAUGAAGAGAAAGAGGAGGAAAAUUACUAAGACGAAGGAGAUCGUGGAUGAGCCUUCGGCUGAUGAGAUCGGCCCUUCGGACGAAUCAGCACAGACCCAGGCGGAGGAAGCUGAAAGACCAGAAAAGAGGAGCAAAGCAGCACAUGCCCUCCCCGAUACGCCCAAGUCUGCAGCAGAGUCACCCGAUGAAGUUAUUGAGGUUGAAAAGGUUGUGUCCCAUAAGCGCCGGGGACGACAUUCAAAGACUCCUGUGGAGAAAUCGGCGCCAAUAAUCGAAGAUUCAGACAUGGACGACGAUGAGAUUGAAGCCACUCAAAAGCCUGUGGGCAAGACAGCACAGAAAGCCCAAUCUAAAUCGAAGGAAAUUGAAGCCACUCAAAAGCCUGCGGGUAAAAAAGCACAGAAAUCUAAAUCUAAAUCGACGGAAAUAGCAGGGAGCGAUGAGGAAGAAGAUGAAGAUUCUGGUGAUGCCGACACGGACCAUGCACCAAGUCGCAACCGUCCCACGAAACCCACUAUUCUUGCGCCGCCCCAGUCAACUCCACCGCCGAAACCAACGAAGGAGAUGCAGACACCGAGCAAGCCAUGCACUCCGCAUAGUCCUCUGCAGAGUGGGAAGGUGCCGUAUAGGGUUGGACUGAGUAAGAGGAAUCGCAUUGCGCCGUUGCUGAAGAUUAUCAGGAAGUGAGGAGAGAGAUUUGAGAGGCGUUUUUUUUGGACCGGAGAAUAGCGAUACCCAUUUGCUUGUUUGACCCUGAAAGGGGGUUGGCUAUGAUGUAUGACUGGGUGGGUUGUCUGCUGGCUUGGGUGUUGGGGGGCGUGAUUAUAUUGCUCUGCUACUAGCCCUGAAUGCGAUCUAGUCAUUAUUAUGACGAGUUUGAAUGAUAUAUUCUCGUGAAAUAUACGAACAC